UGUCUCAUCACGUGAUAAAUGUUUUGUUUCUUCACUGAAAGUGGACGAAACGCGUCCCUUAUUCUCCAGAAGCUAUGAAAUAAGUUUUUUCCCCCCAGUAUAAUAAUAACUUUUUAGACACUUUUUCCUCAAAAUCAAACUGCUGGUUGGCGUUUAAUCCCAGCGUUUUGUUUUGGGGAUGAUUCUAAACUAGCCAACUAACUAGCAUCAGACUAGUAGUAGUGGAGCAGCAUGGCAGCGGUUGACAGCUUCCAGCUUUUGUACAGAGAAAUUUCUCGCUCUUGCGGCGGGUACGUGGAGACCCUGGCCCUGGUUGGGGCCCUGUACUCCGCUAGCCGAGCCGUCGUCCUGCUGAGUGAUUGCUGUUCGCUGGUCAGGGUUCAUUUUCUGCCAAGGAUCAUCCCCAAUAAGCGGCUGGCUCAGAGAUUUGGAGACUGGGCUGUCAUUACUGAUGCAUCUGAGCCUGUAGCCAAAGCAUAUGCAGAAGAGCUGGCCAAGCACGGCAUCAAUGUGGUCUUCAUAGCGCCAGACGCCGCCUCAGUUCGAGAUUCAGCAGCAUCAAUUUCACAAAGUUUUGGAGUAGAAACCACCGUCAUAGUGGCUGACUUUUCUCUGGGCCAAGCGACUGUAAUCAAGCCCAUCCAGGACUCACUGAGGGAUAAAGAUGUCGGCUUCUUGGUGAACUGUGUCGAUGAGUCGCUGGCUUCUCCUCUGAGUCUGAUGGAAAUGUCGGAUCAGUUCUUGCUGGCUCAGGUCAAUAGGAACGUCGGUGCUGCGACUCUGAUGACCCGUUUGGUUCUGCCGGGGAUGUUGCAGCGCAGCAGAGGAGCCCUGGUCAACAUAUCGUCGGGCGCCAGCUGCAGACCGUGGCGCCGACCCGCCACGCUCAGCGCAGUCAGCGGAUACUUGGACAGUUUCUCUAGAGCGCUUCACUUGGAGUACGGUACCAGAGGGGUCUUCAUUCAAAGCCUGAUCCCUUUACAGAUUGCUUCAAGCGCUCAUAGAGAGAGUUGGUUUGCGCCGAGGCCUGAGGUCUACGCUCGCCACGCCGUCUCCACUCUGGGCAUCUCAAACAGAACCACCGGCUACUGGCCGCACACGCUUCAGUAUGGGCUGAUGAAGUGCGUCCCGGAGUGGCUGUGGAUUCUUGGAUAUCGAACGCUCAUCUAAGCCGAGAACUAAAAAAAAAAAAAAAA
Oryzias latipes (Japanese medaka) is the source of this 1196-nucleotide messenger RNA. RefSeq names its product hydroxysteroid dehydrogenase like 1 (gene hsdl1). Gene Ontology annotation, cellular component: mitochondrion. The record is from RefSeq and is a predicted model, not a curated record. NCBI's taxonomy places the organism in Eukaryota, Metazoa, Chordata, Actinopteri, Beloniformes, Adrianichthyidae.